AUGACACACCCUUAUCCAGAUCCCAGUUCAAUUUCUUCUACAAGAGAUAGUUAUUAUUUUGAUACAAAAUAUUAUGAAGUUAAUCAAAUGACGAUUAUUCUAAAUCCAAGACAAAUACCAAUUCAUGCCUCACAAGUAAAUACUCAAAAUGAUUUAUUCUUUAAUUAUCUAAUGGCAGCCAUUUUAACUGGUAUUGUUCCUUCAGACCAUUUUCAUCUUAAGUUAUCAACUGAUUAUUUUCCAAAUCCAAUUUGUACUUUAACAAAAGAUGGAAUUCAAUUUAGAGUUCUUAUAACACCUUAUGCGCAUCAUCAUGGAAAGAAUUUCUUUGGACAAGAAUGGUUUGUUGGAGAUGACAAAACAUGUCCAUCAGGUAUUAUUUUACAUCCAACAUACAUGAGACCAAAUACUGCUUUUUAUCCUGAAGAUUUAUCAGUUAGUACAAAUAUUCAAGAAGAAAAUGUCCCAUUCUUAAGAUUUACUGAAGUAACAAUGGCAUUUUUACUUGAUUCAGGAAAUUAUGAAGUUGAUUGGAGAUAUGGAAAACCUCCAAUUUUCGGAAACAAAGAUUUCAUCAGUGGAGAAUAUAUUCCAAAUUGGCCAUUAGGACCUCCAAUUUCAACACUUCCAAAAUAUUAUUUCAAGCGUCCGAAUGUCACAUUGGACGGUGGAUCUUUUACAUUUAAAACAUGGGGCAAAUUUUAUAAAUACUUAGGGAAUUGUACAAGCAGUUCUAUAUCAUCUAAUUACCCUGAAUAUUGUUCUCAUCAAAACUAUUAUAAUCCUUACAAUUACCAGGAAUUUGGCCCAUCUUAUAUGAAUUAUGCAAUAAUUAAAGGGAUAUCAUCUUUAUGUCCAGAUGGAACAGCAACAAUUCCGCGAUUAACAUUUUACACAAAUGAUGAUUGUGCAGUAUAUUCUUGUUCUGACGAUUAUAGUUCAUUCACUUUGGAUGUGUUAGUUAAUCAAAAAACAAAUCAAUAUACAUCGUUUCAAUGCACUUACGAAGAACAGACUCAUACAUUUGAUAAAACAUAUGAAGAUGGAGCAAUUGCAACAAGAACGCUUGUUUGUCCACCAACAGAAGCAUUCUGUAGAACAUUAGAAAGAUAUGAUAAACUUUAUCAAAAAAAUCCUUUUCAAAAUGUUAUAUUCCCAACACCGACACCAUUCGUUACUCCAAUGAUAACAGCAACGGAAACACCAGUUUUGACACCAGCAAAUACAACAGUACUUACACCAAAGAUCACACCAAAAAUUACACCAAGAGUAACUGUAUUUAAUACACCAUUUCACACUGCACAAAUAACUCCAUUCAAGACUCCUUGUUUAACACCCGGUAUUGAAUCAGCUGCAAGGAAAGUAUAUCGUGAGAAGAAAAUUAUGAUAUUUUCAAGUUUUUCAGUUUCAUAUUCCUUAUAA
Messenger RNA from Trichomonas vaginalis G3, 1422 nucleotides. RefSeq names its product regulation of choline O-acetyltransferase protein. Gene Ontology annotation, molecular function: metalloendopeptidase activity. Gene Ontology annotation, biological process: proteolysis; cell adhesion. Bases 1 to 1422 code for a protein of 473 amino acids. Gene Ontology annotation, cellular component: membrane; cytoplasm. NCBI's taxonomy places the organism in Eukaryota, Parabasalia, Trichomonadida, Trichomonadidae. The transcript has a single exon. The record is from RefSeq and is a predicted model, not a curated record.